AUGUCUCCAGAUGGUUCGUAUCCUUAUCACUUCUUUGGGAACCUACGGUUAGAGAAUCCUCACAAGCAUCUCAACGAUGAGGAAUUGGAUAAGCUGAGGUCUUUGGAACCUCUUAUUCAUCAGCUGAGUCACAAAUCGAAAGAUUCUUGUUUCAACAUAGAGAAAGAAUUCAAGGCGUUCACCGAGAAAGAAGUUGGGGCUUGGCUAGCAUUGGGUGUGAAGAGGCCACCACAACAUCUACUCCAUCCCAGUGGCGAGAUCGAUUCCCCUGUUGCAUGCCAUUUGCAUAAUCCUACUUUCUAUGUCAAAACCCCAGAAUCACAAGAAACGGACAAUAUUUCAAACCCUUGUAUUCGACAGCUCCAUCAAGCGGGGUUUUCGUCAAAGAAUUGCUUUAUUUUUGAUGAUAUUUGUCGAAGGGAUCGCACUGAAGAUGUUUUGCUCUUCUACACCAGCGAAAUUCUCCAGAUACACCAAGAAUUCAUGCUUUCAAUUCGAAAGGCGAUGGGUGCCAAAGUUGAAAUAUUCUUCGGAAAAAAUGUUCGUGAAAAGAUGGAAAAACAGUUGGAACUUGUUCCCCUCAGGCUAUGGGGAGAAUUCCGGGACGUGGAAAUCUUUCUAGAAAUGCAAGACCAGACUCUACUGAGAUUUGUCCUAUACGGUCAAUUUGAUAAUUCUAGUAGGGAGAUUGUGCGACAACUAGAGAAAAACGCGACCGAGCAAUUGAAAAUGGCCUUUCCCGUGAGAUAUGAGGAGCUCGAGUUAUCUGUCAAGGCACUUGUUGAUAAAGUGGAGUUCAGAAACGAGGGUCAGCCACUAAAACUCCUGUAUUCGAACCGUGUGGCACUGAUGACACAAAGCUUUUUGGAAGCGACUAGGAAAAGCUUCGGUGAGAAUGUGUCUUAUCAUGCUAUAACUCAAGGAGAGUGCCUUUCAGAUUCAAUCGAUGGGUGGGAAUGGCUUGGUGAGCUCGAUCAAAUACCCGAACCACUUCUGUCCUGGAUCAAGAGUCAGGAUGGGUUACGAAUUGACCGGAAACUUAUCUCUUCCAAAGAAGAGCUAGUACUUGCCUAUCAGUUCCUGUCGCCCCUUGAUGAGGAUAUGCUUGACACAAAUUGCACUCAAAGUGGCCACAAUGUACAUCUCAAAAGUGAAAAAGGAGAGGCGGUUAAGCGAGUUUUGGAUGAUGCAUUCGCUUGUUUUGCGGUAGCAGACGCAAAGAAAUAUGUUGUGUGGUAUCGCAUGAAUAGCUGUGGACGUCCAGACUGCCGCGUCGAUGGACAGGCAAUCCUUGUCCCGCUCAGCCCGCACCAGGAAUAUCGCAUGGCCAGACAUAAAGAUCUGCUGUGUUUAAGAACGGCUGCAUGGGAACGACAUCUAGUACGUUGUUUACCUCAAGAACUAAGCGGCCUCCCAAAGCAAGUAGCUACAACUUGCGAAGCUUGCAAGAAGCAGGACUGCUUUGACACCCGGCCUCGUUGGACAUCCGAAAACUCUAGUCGCAUUCCCACAAUUUUGAAGUGUGCUUUGUCAAAGAAAUGGGACAAUCUGGUUGCCGCCGGCAUCAAUGCAGAUGAGUAUCCCCGAUGUCCAAAUAUCUUAUGGUCACACAAACAACACAAAACCAAGCUUCGAGAGCUUAUUGCUGCAAAAAAAAGAGCGAUAGCAGAUGAUAACGAUGAGCAGCCAACACAGUCAGUUAAACUCAGGAGAGUAUUCACCUCGAAAGGGAAGUUUGGAAAACUAUGA
Talaromyces rugulosus is the source of this 1749-nucleotide messenger RNA. RefSeq lists its product as uncharacterized. The transcript has 6 exons. Bases 1 to 1749 code for a protein of 582 amino acids. Lineage: Eukaryota; Fungi; Ascomycota; Eurotiomycetes; Eurotiales; Trichocomaceae. The record is from RefSeq and is a predicted model, not a curated record.